GUGGCGCGGGCGCUGUCCAGCGUGCUGAAGCCGGAGCAAGAGCGCUGUUGCUGACCCAGCUGAGCCAGCUCCCAGGACGCCAGCCCUCGACCAUCGCUCAUACUCCAGCCACGGAACGGAGCCAAGACAGACCGGUCCCGAUUUCCCCCCUGCCCCGACCCUCCUCUCCACCUCCCGCCGUCGUGACACCGGCUGUCUCUGGCAGCCCGUUGGUCAUGAAAACCUUCACGUUGCCGGCAUCCGUCCUCUUCUGCUUCCUUCUACUGAUCCAGGGGUUGGGAGCAGCGCCCCCCGGGCGCUCCAAUGUUUAUCCUCCUCCCCUCGGCUCUGAGCAUAAUGGGCAGGUAGCUGAGGACGCAGUGUCCCGGCCAAAGGAUGACAGCAUCCCAGAGGUCCGAGCUGCUCGGAAUUCCGAGCCUCAGGACCAGGGAGAGCUCUUCCAGGGCGUGGAUCCCCGGGCGCUGGCCGCGGUACUGUUGCAGGCACUGGACCGUCCGGCCUCGCCCCCGGCGGUCCCGGGAGGUUCCCAGCAGGCAACACCCGAAGAAGCAGCAGAAGCUCUGCUGACCGAGUCUGUGCGCAGUCAGACCCAUAGCCUCCCAGCACCAGAAAUCCAAGCGCCCGCUGUGGCCCCCCCUCGCCCUCAGACUCAGGACAACGAUCCUGAGACGGACGACCGCUCAGAAGAGCUGGAGGCGCUAGCAUCCUUGCUCCAAGAACUUCGAGACUUCAGUCCGAGCAAUGCUAAGCGCCAGCAAGAGACGGCGGCAGCAGAGACUGAAACCCGCACGCACACGCUGACCCGAGUCAAUCUGGAGAGCCCCGGGCCAGAGCGCGUAUGGCGCGCUUCCUGGGGAGAGUUCCAGGCGCGUGUCCCGGAGGGCGCUCCUCUGCCGCCCCCGGUCCCUUCUCAAUUCCAGGCUAGAAUGUCCGAAAGCGCUCCCCUUCCCGAAACCCAUCAGUUCGGGGAAGGAGUGUCCUCCCCUAAAACACAUCUAGGUGAGACUUUGACACCCUUAUCCAAGGCGUACCAAAGUCUAGGUGCCCCCUUCCCCAAGGUGCGCCGGCUCGAGGGCUCAUUCCUGGGCGGCUCUGAGGCAGGAGAGCGCCUGCUUCAGCAAGGGUUAGCUCAGGUAGAGGCAGGGAGGAGACAGGCGGAGGCCACCCGGCAGGCCGCGGCUCAAGAAGAGCGGCUGGCCGAUCUCGCCUCCGACCUGCUGCUCCAGUAUCUGCUGCAGGGCGGAGCCCGGCAACGCGAUCUCGGGGGUCGCGGGCUGCAGGAGACGCAGCAAGAGCGGGAGAACGAGAGGGAGGAGGAGGCGGAGCAGGAGAGACGCGGUGGUGGGGAGGACGAUGUGGGGGAAGAGGAUGAGGAGGCGGCGGAGGCGGAGGCGGAGGCAGAGGAGGCGGAGAGGGCGCGGCAGAACGCGCUCCUGUUCGCCGAGGAGGAGGACGGGGAAGCCGGAGCUGAGGACAAGCGCUCCCAGGAGGAGGCGCCAGGCCAUCGGCGGAAGGAUGCUGAGGGGGCAGAGGAGGGCGGGGAGGAGGAUGACGACGACGAGGAGAUGGAUCCACAGACGAUCGAUAGUCUCAUUGAACUGUCCACCAAACUCCACCUGCCAGCAGACGAUGUGGUCAGCAUCAUCGAAGAGGUGGAGGAGAAGCGGAAGCGGAAGAAGAACGCCCCUCCCGAGCCGGUGCCGCCUCCCAGGGCUGCCCCAGCCCCAACCCAUGUCCGUUCCCCGCAGCCCCCACCUCCCGCCCAGGCCCGGGAUGAGUUGCCAGACUGGAACGAAGUGCUCCCACCCUGGGAUCGGGAGGAGGAUGAGGUGUUUCCCCCGGGGCCCUAUCACCCCUUCCCAAACUACAUUCGGCCGCGGACACUGCAGCCGCCCGCAUCCUCCCGCCGCCGUCACUUCCAUCACGCAUUGCCACCUGCGCGCCACCAUCCUGAUCUGGAGGCCCAGGCCAGGCGCGCGCAGGAGGAAGCAGACGCGGAGGAGCGCCGGCUGCAGGAGCAGGAAGAGCUGGAGAAUUACAUUGAGCACGUGCUGCUGCACCGCCCGUGACCCGCCCCGGCCCCGCCCCCGCGCGCCCGCUCCCAGCUGCGCGCGCCACCACGCCCCCCCUCCGUGUCGCUCCUCCUCCCUCUCCGUGUUUGCAUGCGCCCCGGCUCCGCCCCUUGGCUGCCGCCCGGCCCCGCCCCACAAGGCCCCGCCCCGGGUUCUGUCUGCACGGGACCUGUCAGACUUCUCUGGGGUCUGCAGUCUACAAAACCCAAAACGGGCGAGCCCGGGGCCAGCCCAGGCGGGUGUGUGGUUUGUGCGAAUCCCCUUACACCCCCACUUCCUCCAGGGGCCUUGUCCCCAUCUAGUUUCUCUAGCGACUUCCCGGUCCCAAACGGGGGGAAAAGCUGUCCUAUUUAAUCGUGUGACGUGUAUGUCUCCCAGCCUUGGGGCCUCCGGAGCCUACCCUCUUCUCCAAAUUGCUGUGAACUUACCCACUUCUUCUCCUUCUCUGUUGUAAAUACCCCUCACGGAGGAAAUAGUUUUGCUAAGAAAUAAAAGUGACUAUUUUAUUAGGA
Messenger RNA from Arvicanthis niloticus (Nile rat), 2584 nucleotides. The record is from RefSeq and is a predicted model, not a curated record. NCBI's taxonomy places the organism in Eukaryota, Metazoa, Chordata, Mammalia, Rodentia, Muridae.